Molecule: messenger RNA, 742 nt
Organism: Cuscuta campestris
Lineage: Eukaryota; Viridiplantae; Streptophyta; Magnoliopsida; Solanales; Convolvulaceae
Source: the annotation of a GenBank genome assembly
GGUAGAUUUCACCCAUGCAUGGGUAAGUGAUCCCGGGAUUCCAGAAUCAUUUCACCCAGCGAUGGGAGAUAUUACCCAUCGAUGGGUAAGCAGCCUUCAACCCAAUUGAUUUCCAGAACCAUGCCAAACAGCGAUGGGAAACUCUACCCAUCGCUGUUCAAGCCUUGGUCCAACAUUAUCACAAGGCAGAAUGCCCUUACCCAGCGAUGGGAAGCUUUACCCAUCGAUGGGAACACAGCGAUGGGAAGGCUUAACCAUCGAUGGGAAGGCAUGACCGUUGGAAGUCAUUUAAGGCUGAUUCUUUCCUUAUUUGAAAGUCAACCUCCCACCCAGCGAUGGGAAGCAUUUACCCAUCGAUGGGAGAGUCUUGUUCUUGAGUGUCUUAGUGUUGUAUACACAUUAAGGGAAGCUUGUUUCCCUUGGUUGUACGAAGGAAAGGUAUUUUCCUUCGGGUUGAAGUCUUGGAGUGCGGUAUCUCCGAGCAAGGUUGUUGAGGCUCGUGGGACUCGAGUUCUCAAGUUGUAAUGCAUAAAGAUUAUAGUAGACUCCGGAGAUUGUUCGUGUGUCAAAGUUGGAGGCCGGACGCUUGAACGGCUACGUUUGCUCCUUCAACACUUUUUGCUCGACUACACGUUCAUACCGCUUUACCGGAGAAGGUAUAACUUUCUAUCUCUAGCUAUAGUUUUAGUACGUGUUCUUGGGCUAGUAAUCACUAUUGGGAGAUUAAAUUUUUGUAUUUCCG